Molecule: messenger RNA, 914 nt
Organism: Paramecium pentaurelia
Lineage: Eukaryota; Ciliophora; Oligohymenophorea; Peniculida; Parameciidae
Source: the annotation of a GenBank genome assembly
AAUGAAUACUGUCAAAGAGUUGAGUGAAGUGUCUUGUGAUAAAUAAGAGAAUAUUGAAAUUGAGAAAGAGAACUCAUUUACAUAUGAGGAGCCUCAUUAUAUAGUAGAUAAAGAGAUGGUAAUGAUUCUGUUUAAAAUGAACUAGUAGGAAUAAUAGUAGAAUGAUAUUCAAUUGUAAGUCUAUUCACCAUAGUAGUUAUUACAAUUAAAAAAACCAAACCCUGUUAAUUUUGAUGAAUUCAUAUUAGAUGAAGAUCCUAAAAAGAAAGUAUGUAUCUGGUAAGAAAACACUAUUGUCGAAUAAUCAGAAGUUCAAAUAAUGGGAGAUUUAGAAAGACUAGCAGAACAAUUAUAAAGAGAUAAUUAGAAAAAAUUUUCUUAUCCUAAGAAUUUGCCUGCUCCUUCAAAUGUUGAUGAUCACUUAGUAGAAUUGAAUAUGCGUUUUACUCCUUCUUAAAAACAAGAUGAAUUUAUUUCAAAUUAUGUAAAAGGUGAUGAUCUACUAAGAAUCAAAGUAGGAUUAUGUGAUGAAAUUUUGAAUGAUGAAGAGACUUUAAAAUUUGAAGAUUGGGUUGAAUAAUUGUGUACAUCAACUAAUUAUGAAUCUCUUAAGGAAAUGGCAAGGAAAUAGAAAGUUAAGAGAUAUUUAGAAAAAAAACAUAAUCGUACUUAUGAAAAAAAAGUUCAUUAUCAUAUUAGAUAGAAGGUUGCUGAAGAGAGAUUAAGAAUCAAAGGUAGAUUUGUUACUUGGAGUUAAGUAAUAUAUAUAUAUAAUUCAUUUUUUAUAGGCUUUAAAUAUGUUAAAUGAAUAAGAUUAAAAGAAAUCAUGGAGUUAUAAUGAUUAUGUAAAAAUAAAAGGGUUAUUGAAUGAAAAGUUUGGAGGAAUCAAAAGCGAGAAGUCACUGAGAUUUUGA